GCAGGAAGCAGACCGCCGAGCUUCGUGUGCGGUUAGCUCGGAGCUAAAGCUAAAAACAAUUUGUUAAAAUGUCCAAAAGCCAAACACUGAGAGCUUUGGUGACUGAGCGGCUGACUGCGGCUGCUGAAGAGAUCUUUGCGCUGUUUGAAAGAACGAUAGCGGAGUAUGAGGAGGAAGUGUGUCGCUCCAAAGAGGAGAACCAGAGGAAACAGGAGCUCCUGGACUCGAUACUGAGCCCCUCAAAGAGUCCUGGCCCCGGUCUGAACCAGGACCCUCCACACACUCCACGGAUUAAAGAGGAGCCACGGGAGCCAGAGGAGCCAGAGGAGCCAGAGGAACCAGAGGAACCAGAGGAGCCGAGCGUCAAACAGGAGGAACACGCGCUCCUAGUACAGGAGAGUCUAAACACAGUCGAAACACAGGGAGAGAACAUCAGCACAGAGACACAUUUACACUCCUCUGACACUGAUGAUAAAGUCUGGAGAGCUCGGUUCAGCUGUUCAGCUGCAAAGAUGGAGACAGAUGCUGAUGGACACCACGACAACCAAGUCCAGAAAGGUCAAAGGUUGAGAGCUUUGGUGAAUCAGAUCUUUGCGCUGUUUGAAAGAACGAUAGAGGAGUAUGAGAAGGAAAUGUGUCAUUCCAAAGAGGAGAACCAGAGGAAACAGAAGCUCCUGGAUUUGGCUCUGGGCCCCUCAAAGAGUCCGGGCCCCGGUCUGAACCAGGACCCUCCACAGACUCCACGGAUUAAAGAGGAGCCAGAGGAGCCGAGCGUCAAACAGGAGGAAGACGCACUCCUAGUACAGGUCUCAGUGGGCGUCCCAGAGUCCAGUGCUGUUUGUGCGACGACAGAAGAGUCCUCACUGCUUCAGCAACGACAAACUGAGCUCAGAGAGGAAACACAGGGAGUCCUGAAGUGUGCGUCGUGUAGCAGAUGCAGGCCCAUUUAUGGUGGCACAGAAUUAUCAACCAAGAGGUACAAGCAGAUGAUCCAGCAGGACUCUCAGUGGAUCUGCUUUGAAUGUCAGCUUCCAAAAUGCACAACAGCAGAACAUGAGGAGCCAGAAGAACAUCACAGUUCACCUGAAGUCAUGUCUUCCACAGCGUCAGAGGAAGACACCUACAUAGAGAUGGACGUAGAACUGCCUCCACCUUCACCUGUGGGUCUAAACACCAGCUUCACCGCUGAAAGAUCAAGUCACCCACAACUUCUACCUGCCAGUGAGGAUUCUGCUGGUGAGGAGCAAAUACCAGAUGUUCUCAUGGACGACUCUAUUGUCACAUACAAGAUUAUCGAAGGCGGCAACAGGAAAGGUGGUCAGCUGCUCAGUGACUCCCUUGGAUUUACCUACUCCAAGAAACGUCAGUCUGGUGUGGCGGUUACUUGGAACUGUCGAACUGGCAAGAAGUGUCCGGCGACGGUGCGACAACCACUGGGAACCACCACCUUCACUCGUGGACCAAGACACCAUAAUCAUCCCAGCAAUCCAGGAGCAGAGCUGAAGUCAACGGUGCGUGCCAUCGUGAAAGAAAUGGCAAGGAAGGAGAUGUUUGCUUCAUCUGGUGCCAUUGUGAGCCGAGCUUUAGCGAGCAUUGACUUAGAGCAGAGUGGCAAGGAGCUACCAAAUGUGAACACUUUGCUGCGUCAGGCCAAUCGCGUGAGGCAAAACUUGAGACCAAACCAUCCAGUGAGUCUAGACUUUGAACUGGACAGUGACAAUGUUCCUUCUGAGGACAUUGAGUAUGAAGGACAGCGUCACAUAUUAUCUACAUCCCAACAGUUGGAUUACCUAGCCAGAGAAAAAGUGUAAUUAAUACAAUAUAUAUAAUUUUAAAAAAAAGUUGCUGUUUUUUUAUUUAUGUAGUAACUAUGGCUACGUUCAGACUGCAGGGCUUAACGCUCAAUUCGGAUUUUUUUGGGAAAUCCAAUGUUUUUACGAGGUCGUUCACAUUUCCAGUUAAAUGCGACUUGUAUGUGAUCUCCAGUGUGAACAUUAAACGGCCCAAAAGUGUCCCGCAUGUGCACUGGAGACACGACGACGACAACCGCAGCGAGCGUGCUCUGUGUUUACGGAAGUUGUCCAAACAUGGACGCGAGCAUUGAGCACCUGGAGAUUUUAAAGUUCCUCUCGUACCGGAGCCAGAACAUGAACAACUUACUUGUUUAAAGGAGGAGAUUGAGAAGGAGAAGGAUGAGGUUUUUGGCAGUGGUGUUUUGUGAGACAGUCCGUUGAAAGGAACGUGUGGAUGUGCAGACGUAGCCAAGAGUGGUGAGUGGUGAUGUGCUUCACUUCAGUGACACGGAGUUCAUUAACAAUUUUCGCCUAUUUCAGCGCAGAAUAGUGACGUUUGUGGCUUGUUGAUAACGUGUAGGUCGAAUGAAUGCGCUUUGGCCGUUCAGACUGAAGUCGCAUGUCAAAAGAUCGGAUAUGUAUCGGUUUUAGGAGCACAUAUCCAAGUGGCCUGGGUCACAUUUGAAAAAAUCGUAUCUGUGUUGUUCAGACUGUCAUUAAAAGAUCAGAUACAAGUCACAUAGAAGCCAAAAAAUCUGAUUUGGGUCACUUCAGGCUGCAGUCUGAACGUAGCCUAUUUGUCAAAUAAAAGUAACAAACAAAAGCGGUGAGCAAACUCAGAACUGAACAUAACUCAAAUAAUCAUCUUUGGGCACCAUGGGUAUUAGGGGUGAGCAAAAAUAUCAAAAUAUCGAUAUAUCGUAUCAUUUAAUGUGAUGAUGCAGUAUUGAUAUCGUGGGCUGCUGUAUCGAUAUGUCGCCAAGCAUACUUUUUAGAAUAUUUUACUAAAUUAUUUUGUCACAGCUCUACAGUUGUGUUUGUUCAGAGGAAGGAAACUUGUUUACGUGACACAUUUGACAUUUUCACUGUUUUGAUGAUUAAAAUGUUUGUGUUUCAUAUGAACUUUGCACAAGAAAAGGUUUAACAAAGAUUUUAGUAUCACAGUCACACAUUAUUUUUAUUGAACCAUAUUGAAUCGUUUUGAAAUACCAUAUUUUCCGGGCUAUUAGGCACUCUGGAUUAUAAGGCGCACUGUCAUUAAAUGAUCUAUUUUCAAACUUUUUUCACAAAUAAACUGUA
Molecule: messenger RNA, 3092 nt
Organism: Boleophthalmus pectinirostris (great blue-spotted mudskipper)
Lineage: Eukaryota; Metazoa; Chordata; Actinopteri; Gobiiformes; Gobiidae
Exons: 4
Coding region: 69-1811 (580 amino acids)
Source: RefSeq, a predicted model, not a curated record